UCCCCCCGGGCUCUGCCCGCUCGGGCCCCGCUACAGCGGGGGAAGGUAGCAGGCACUCAGGGUACGCGGCGCUCGCUUCCUCCCAGCUCCGGCUCGCCCCGCCCUUCACGGGGUCCUCGCACUCGCCGCUCCGCCCCUUCGCUCCUCCCUGUCCCCAGCCGCGAGCAGUGGAUGGGCCCGGCCUACGUCUGUACCUGAGCCGCCGCUGCGGUGUUUCUGGCCUAGCGGGGCCGCGCCGCAUCUGCCUUCGCCCCGCCGCCAUGGAGGAGGACAUGGAGCUGGAGAGAAAGGCAGUAGAAGAGCUGCUUAAAGAGGCAAAGCGUGGAAAAACCAGAGCUGAAACAAUGGGAGCUAUGGGUUGGAUGAAGUGCCCUCUUGCAGGUACAAAUAAAAGAUUUCUUAUUAAUACUAUUAAGAACACGUUACCCUCCCAAAAAGAGCAAGACCAAGAACAUGAACAGGAGGAGGACAGUAAACCGCCUGAGCCAAGUGAGAGCAGGAAAGAAGAAAAACCAAAGAAACAUAGAACUUAUCCUUACACACCCAGCUUUCAGGCCAGAAGAAGAGUCAGCUAUUCUCCUCCUAGGUACCGGAACAGGAGCCGGCACACAAAGGAUAAGUACGAAAAGUGACCAAGCAAACCGAGAAGGAUAGAUCAGAUCGGAAGAAAGGAAGACUUGAGCACUCCUAGCCCACAUGUACAGUUUCUGUAGCUUGUAAGAGGUCAAUAUCUAUCUACUGAGAGAACUGCUGACUUCUAUAGAUACUUUGUUUAGUGUUAAGAUCAAAUUUAAAAUGGGCAAUGUUAGCUUUAAUACCUAGGAGGAAUUAUCUGUAAUAUGUAAUAUGGUUCACCUGUUCGCAUGUGUUCUACAAACUGAUCAGAAGGGAUGACAAACAGCAGUAAUAAACUACAGAUGCAAUACUUCUGUCUGUAUUUAGACUUCCUUCUUCAGAGGAAGUAGUGUGAAAAACAUAGAGACAGUGCUUUGAAACAACCUCAGCAGCUAAUAUUAUUACCAUGUCUCUAUCCAGGCCUGUGAAUUUUACAGUUAGAUAUAAUACCAGAGCCACAGAGCAAGGAUUAAAAAAAUGUUUUCUAACCACUGAUGUAAUAACUUUCAAUGCCUGUAUGACAAUUUUGUAGUGGUAAAAUUCUAAAAUUCAUAAAUGUAAUUACACAUCAGUAUACUCUGUAUGUCUUUAUUCUCUGUGUUCUGAUUACUUGUUUUGUGAAGCAUUUGGGAUUUAAAUAUCCUCAGACAUAACUAUUUGAAUGAGCAUAUGGCUUAGUUUUUGUUUCAAGUGAGUUGAGAAUAAAUCUGAAACCUGUUAACUGA
Molecule: messenger RNA, 1340 nt
Organism: Mauremys reevesii (Reeves's turtle)
Lineage: Eukaryota; Metazoa; Chordata; Testudines; Geoemydidae
Gene: POLR1D
Product: RNA polymerase I and III subunit D
Exons: 4
Coding region: 261-632 (123 amino acids)
Source: RefSeq, a predicted model, not a curated record